CGGUAUUGUUUGUCAAGCUGCGGUUCGAGAACUAUCAAAAAAAAUGUGGUGCUUAAAGAUCUUUUUAGUAGCUUUACUUUACGUUGGCUUUGCAAUGGGCGAAGCACCGUACGCCGCAGCAGGUUGGCGUCCGCAGCGGCCUUUUAACUUGCCCGCCGACUACUUGCCACCUUCACGUGGCGUAGAAAAGCAGCAACAACCCACUUACGUUUUGGAAAUAAAUAAAGAGCGUGUAGACUAUGCCGGUCAGAUUCAAAAUAGUAUCCUCAAUUCAGCCAAUAGACAACCAGCCAACCCGUAUUUUCCACCGCGCAAGCAAAACACUGAUUUUUUGAAAGUCCAACGUCCCCCUUACCAAGAGCCAGGACCACAAUUUGUGCUAAAAUCGGCAUUCCCUCGGUCGCAGCAGCCACAAAAAACGCAAAUUUUUCAAAUAUCAGAAACACAGAGCCGGCAACAACGCGGAGAACGCCUACCAACGCAACAACCAUUUUUUGCAUUCGAAGGCGAGCAGCGAUCUGCGGUUUCUAAGCCGGCGCAAAAUUAUGGACCACCGAGUAGCGGGCAGGAGCAAAAUUUUGCCGUUAAUUAUCCAGAUUCGCGUAACUUAGAGCCCCAAGUGCCAGACGGCGAAGUAGAUGAGGGCGUUCGCAUAGCUAUUGAAGCGCUAAAUGUAGCUAGGGAGUCUUACAAUCGUCAACAGGAAGGAGAAGUAAUCAAUGGAAGUGAUGGCACAUUAGAAGCAGAUGUUCAAGAGGUUGAUGAUGCCGAUGCAAAGCGACCAAGUGACGGUUACCCCUCAUCACGUGCAACUCGCGGACAAUAUUAUGUCUUAGGACCUGACAACCGCCUGCAACUGGUGCGUUUUUCAACCACACAGAGUGAGGAAGAAGCGCGAAACAAUAGUGGUUUCACUGCACAGCUGCGGUACACGCCAGUCGGUGAAAUUAAUGACCCCGUUUUUAAAUAUAAUGGGCAGGGACAGCUGGUCAGGAUUGUUAAGAAGUAGAUUGUGAAACAAAGAGCAUAAAUAUGUAUGUAAUAAUUAUAAUUAUAAUUUAAGUUUGUAUCUUUGAGGUUAAUAAAUGUAUUAUGUGAGCACA
This is a messenger RNA of Rhagoletis zephyria (snowberry fruit fly), 1103 nucleotides long. RefSeq lists its product as uncharacterized. The record is from RefSeq and is a predicted model, not a curated record. Lineage: Eukaryota; Metazoa; Arthropoda; Insecta; Diptera; Tephritidae.